Molecule: messenger RNA, 2169 nt
Organism: Adelges cooleyi (spruce gall adelgid)
Lineage: Eukaryota; Metazoa; Arthropoda; Insecta; Hemiptera; Adelgidae
Gene: mre11
Product: double-strand break repair protein MRE11
Exons: 9
Coding region: 130-1887 (585 amino acids)
Biological process (GO): mitotic intra-S DNA damage checkpoint signaling; double-strand break repair via nonhomologous end joining; mitochondrial double-strand break repair via homologous recombination
Cellular component (GO): nucleus; Mre11 complex
Molecular function (GO): DNA endonuclease activity; manganese ion binding; 3'-5'-DNA exonuclease activity
Source: RefSeq, a predicted model, not a curated record
AUAGGUCUCCAAUUUUGUGUGUAGAAGUUUGAUUUUAAUUUUAGAAGACUAAAUAAGUUACUUUUUUUGUUUUACUAUAUAUAUAUAUAUAUAUACAUAACGUACAUAAUAAUAAAAAUAACGUAUACGAUGUCUUCGAAUUCAUCUGCAUUGGAUGAUUCAGAAAACUUUCGAAUACUAAUUGCUACAGAUAUUCAUUUGGGAUAUGAAGAAAAAGAUUUAACUAGAGCUGAUGAUUCUUUUAACUCAUUUGAAGAAGUUUUGCAAUUAGCUGUCAAACAUGAAGUCGACUUUCUCUUGUUAGCUGGUGACUUAUUUCAUGUAAACCAACCAUCUACGGCAUGCUUGGAAAGAUGUAUGUCACUGUUGCGAACUUACUGCCUAGGAGAUAAGCCCGUUCAUAUGGAAUUUGUGAGUGACCAAGCAGAAAUAUUUAAACAUUGUAACAAUCCGAUUGUCAAUUUUGAGGAUCCAAAUUUAAAUAUUUCCAUACCAGUUUUUUCAAUUCACGGAAACCAUGAUGAUCCGUGUGGUUAUCGAGAAAUAUCUUGUCUGGAUUUAUUGAGUUCAGUGGGAUUAGUUAAUUAUUUUGGAAAACAAACCAACCUCCAGAAUAUCAAUAUAUCUCCAAUACUUUUAAAAAAAGGAUCAAAUAAAGUUGCUCUUUAUGGCUUGAGUCAUAUUAGAGAUGAAAGGCUGAUGCGGUUGUUCAAAGAUAGAAAAGUUCGAAUGUACCGGCCAGAAGAAGACACGGAUCAGUGGUUUAAUAUAUUUGUGUGCCAUCAAAACCGUGUUAAGCGUCCAGGAACCAAACAUUUGUCUGAAGAAGUUAUUCCAGAGUUCAUAAAAUUAACUAUUUGGGGACAUGAACAUGAAAGCUUAAUCGAUCCUGUUCAUAGCAGUUCAGGAAAAGGAUUUGUUUGUCAGCCAGGAAGUACUGUAGCAACAUCUAUGUGUGAGGGGGAAGCGGGAAGUAAAUACGUUGGACUACUUACUAUUAAAGGCACCGCUUUUAAAAUACAACCUCUAGAACUAAAGACAGUUAGGCUGAUGCAUUUCGAAACAAUACAUUUAUCAGAAUUGGAACACGAUUUAGAAAUUUCCAAACAGGUCGAAAGUUUUAUAGAAGAAAAACUUGAUCAAAUAAUUGUAUGCCUACAAAUGAAACAUAGUGGUCAUCCUAAACAGCCCGUGUUGCCAUUAAUACGUUUAAGAAUAUUUUACACCAAAGAUACUCAAUUCUUUAACACUCAUCGGUUUGGUCAGCGUUAUCAUGACCGUGUAGCAAAUUCCAACGAUAUGAUUGUAUUAAAGAUGGAAAAAAAAAUCUAUGAAAAAAAAAAAAAUUGUAUUGAUAGUGAAACUUUAGAAGAAAUAAUGGAAAAUCAAGAAAUGGAAAAUAUUGAAGAAAUGAUUAAUGUAUAUUUUAAAGAAAAAUCAAAUGAUGAAGAUAUGAAACAAUUGGAACUAUUAUCAGUCAAUGGUAUGGCCGAAGGAGUAAGUCGAUUCGUAAACAAUCAAAAUUCAGAAAGCAUUAAAACAGUUAUAGAUUAUCAAAUGGAUAAAGUAAAAAAAUAUGUAACCAAUCAAGAUGAUUUAAAUGAAAAUAAUAUUUUAAAUUAUAUAGAUCAAUUCCGUAUUAGUCGUUCACAAAAAGUACGAGAAGAACUUCAAGAAAUGCAGAGUGUAUUAAACUCAGAGCAGAACCUUACUCCUUCGACAUCAAGACAGUCAAUCAUACAGAAUCAAUCAAGUGAUGAAUCUGUGAACUCCGAUGAAAAUCAGCAAAACGCUUCUUCUAGUACUAGAACUCGUGGAAGAGGUGCUCGUAGUGGAAGAGGUUCUAGAGGAACCAGAGGAACUACACGUGGAAGAGGAAAAGGAUAAACUUCUCUUUGAGUACCUUUUUUUAAUUAUAUAUUUAUAAAAUUAUUAUUAUUUUUAAUUUUGUUAAAUGAAAACAAUGUAUUUAUUUAUUUAUUUGAAAUGAACAUUAUAAAAAAAAAAAAAAACUGUUUUUCUGUUAAAUGUUAUAAGUUGUCAUUUUUAUUAUUAAAAUAUUUUUUAUGUCAUUUUUGGUCGAAAACAACUCAUUCUACUACAAUUGUACUGUUCCUAAGAGUAUUAUGACUUAAGUUUUAAAAAAAAAUAUUUUAAUUUUUCAUAACA